Messenger RNA from Linderina pennispora, 1109 nucleotides. RefSeq lists its product as uncharacterized. NCBI's taxonomy places the organism in Eukaryota, Fungi, Kickxellomycota, Kickxellomycetes, Kickxellales, Kickxellaceae. The record is from RefSeq and is a predicted model, not a curated record. Bases 96 to 1052 code for a protein of 318 amino acids. The transcript has a single exon.
CAGCACUUCUACGUCAACAGUUACAUGAACUUUUUCUCUUCUCCAUUCAUACACAGCCCUCUAUUCUACUCCAUCUGCUCAUUUUUUCCCCAAACAUGGCCUCCUCGUUUGUAAUGGCGUCCACUCUAGCCAACCGCCUAGUCGACGGCGACAGGGGGUAUAUUCGCGUCAAGCGCUGGCUGUCCAAGAUCGCGCAUUCCGAAAAGCCCACCACACAGCCCGACGACUACGAGCCAUCCAUCUCCGACGACACCACGCUCUACACCGGGCGUCCACGCACCCUGUCCAACGCCUCCGAGGACUCUGCCACCAACCUCGCUCUGCUGCAGUACCAGAUGCAGCAGCCGCCACUGAUCAACUCGGCGCAGGUCGAUGUGGCCAUUGCGCUGGCGGUGCGCGCCCGGCAGGAGGACCGCGCAGGCAAUACACAUGCGGCCUCUGACCUAUUCGUUGCUGCGCUUGAGCGCAUGGCUUUGGCACUGCAGGACAUUGGCCGCAUUGAGAACGUGAAUACACGUGAAAGGCUGACAACGCUGAAAUUGCUGCUCGAGUCGAGCUGCCAUCUGGAUCCAUCGCAUAACCCGCAGUUUGCCAAGCUUUUAGCCAGCGAGCCCACAGUAGUUGAGCAGCGCACUGAUAAUGCAGCGCAGGCCCAACUGCAGGCAAGCGACUCUGCUCUGUCGGACAGCUUGAAAGCCUCGCUGGCAUCUACUCUGGCUACUGCCAUGAGUCUAUUCAACCAGGCGAUGGUUAUGUGGCUCGUGUUCCUGGGCAACGUGUUUGUAUGGGCUGCCGUGCAGUUCAAGAACUCGCAGCUCCCCGAGAUGCUGGGCCACCUGAUCUUGCAGCUCGCCGCAUGGGCGUACGGACUCGGGGUACAGCUCAAAGUCCACGAGCAUGUGGUGGCUGCAGGACAGCAUGUGCUUGCAUGGGCUGUGCAGCUGGACAAAAAGACGCAUUUCUCGGGACGCCUGUGGUUGGCUGCUGCAUCGAUGCUGAGCGCCCUGGCGAGAGUUGUCGAAGAGUCAAGCACAAAGGCCAAGGCUGAGUAGCGUCUGGCAUUGUGGCCUUUACAUAUAGCAUAAACCCUCUAUAAUACACACAUCACA